AUGGCGCAAGUUGUUACAUGCAGGGUAAAAUUCAUUCCUCUGCAACUUGAGUUUAUCGCAACCUUUGUGUAUGUCUAUAAUAUGAAGGAAGAUAGGAAGGAGUUGUGGGAUCACUUAAGCCAACUGAGUGGGAAUCAUAAAGAGCCUUGGAUAGUAUUGGGAGAUUUUAAUGUUGUGCUUCAUAGAGAAGAUAGAUUGGGAGGAAAUCCAGUUACUCUAGUUGAGGUAACUGAUUUCCAAAACUGUAUUGAUAAUUGUGGUUUGGAGGAAAUAGCCAAUUCAGGAAGCCAGUAUACCUGGAAUGAUAAACAGGAUGCUAGGAUUUUUUCAAAAAUUGAUAAAGUGUUAGUUAAUGGAGAGUGGGUGGACCAGAUGCCUGAUAUAACUGCGCAUAUUCUGCCAGAGGGUAUUAGUGAUCACUGCCCUUUAGUGGUUCAGAUGUUGCAGUCAUUCUCUAGGAAGGAAAAUCAGGACAGAGAGGCAAUGAGGAGAAUCCAAAUGCAAUUACAGCUGACUCCACUGAAUGCUACUAUACAGAAGGAGGAAAAGGAGUUAAGUGACAAGUUCAGAAGAUCAAUAUACUUGGCUGAAUCAAUAUUAUUACGGAAGCAAAGCAACUUGGAUUAG
Molecule: messenger RNA, 627 nt
Organism: Lycium ferocissimum
Lineage: Eukaryota; Viridiplantae; Streptophyta; Magnoliopsida; Solanales; Solanaceae
Exons: 2
Coding region: 1-627 (208 amino acids)
Source: RefSeq, a predicted model, not a curated record